Ambispora leptoticha is the source of this 1134-nucleotide messenger RNA. NCBI's taxonomy places the organism in Eukaryota, Fungi, Glomeromycota, Glomeromycetes, Archaeosporales, Ambisporaceae. The record is from the annotation of a GenBank genome assembly.
AUGUCUUCAACAAAUCAAACCCACAAACUUUGUAUGAUACCUGGCCCAGUCGAGUUUCAUGAAGAUGUGCUUGCUGCAAUGUCUACGUUGUCAACCUCGCAUGUUUCGGCCGAUUUCAUAUCAAUAUUCGGUGAAAGCAUUGAGCUUCUUCGUAAAAUAGUUUUCACUGCAAAAGGACAGCCGUUUGUUGUUUCCGGCUCUGGAACGUUAGGUUGGGAUAUGGUUGCUUCCAAUUUGGUGGAACCUAAUGAAGAUGUGUUGGUAUUGAAUUCCGGUUAUUUCGGUGAUUCUUUUAGUGCCUGCAUCGAGACUUACGGCGGAAAGGUUACGCAGAUCAAAGCACCAAUUGGCGAUAAACCCUCACUGCAAGAAAUCUCUGAAAUACUGAAAACCAAAUCCUUCAAAGCAAUAACAAUCACCCAUGUAGAUACUUCUACCGGUGUUCUUUCCGAUAUCAAAGAGAUUGCCCAACUUGUGAAAGAGCAAUCUCCAAAAACACUCGUUAUUGUUGACGGUGUAUGUUCAGUAGGUGUGGAAGAGAUUCGCAUGGAUGAGUGGGGUCUCGACCUUGUGAUGACAGCUAGUCAAAAAGCUUUGGGUGUUCCACCAGGUCUUACCAUUGAAACUUUUAAACAACGUAAAGCUCCUGUAACAAGCUAUUUCGCUUCAUGGAAUAAUUGGCUUCCGAUAAUGAAUGCUUAUGAGGCUCGUAAAGGUAUGUAUUUUGCAACACCUCCGGUGCAAUUAAUAUACGCGUUAAAUACAAGUUUGAAACAAAUUACAUCCGUGCCACUUGAAAAACGAUUCGAACAACACAAAAAAAUGAGUAAAUACGUCAAAGACACGAUUGAAGAAUUGGGACUAAAAAUGCUUCCAAAAUCAAGAGACAUGGCUGCAAACGGUAUGACCGCAGUUUAUUAUCCGGCGCCUUUGACCGCCGCAGAUCUUUUGCCUAAAGUCGCAUCUAAUAACAUUGUCAUCGCUGGCGGAUUGCACAAGGCAAUUGCAUCGCAAUACUUUAGAAUUGGUCACAUGGGUAUUAGUGUAACGGAACCAGAUAGAAAACAUCUUGAAGAAACAAUCUCGGCUUUAAAAGUCAGUUUAAAAGAUUUGGGAUAUACAGCUAAUUUAUAG